This is a messenger RNA of Tachysurus fulvidraco (yellow catfish), 1203 nucleotides long. It is a transcript of the gene rab24, whose product is annotated as RAB24, member RAS oncogene family. NCBI's taxonomy places the organism in Eukaryota, Metazoa, Chordata, Actinopteri, Siluriformes, Bagridae. The coding region runs from base 532 to 1140 and encodes 202 amino acids. Gene Ontology annotation, molecular function: GTP binding; GTPase activity. The record is from RefSeq and is a predicted model, not a curated record. The transcript is spliced from 9 exons.
UCCUACAGGCAGCCAUAUUGGUGAGGUCAUAUCCGGUUAUGCAGAUAGACCUUCCUCUUCACCAGUUCCUGAGUAGGAGGGUUUAUUUUUUUUAGCCCGUGUGUCUAUAUAAACACUCAUAACAGCGUUAACAGCAAUAAUAAACAACAGUAUUGUCCACAAGGUGCUUGUGUCAGCUUGAAAACUAACGUGAUUUAAAAUCGUCUCGCCUUUUAAAAGCUAGUGCAGUGACGUCAGAAUAAUAAUUAAGCAGCUAGCGGUGUGUUUUGACAGCGUUCUGGCUUGUACAUGCGUAGCUAGUUAGCCACAUGCUAAUGUACGUGUUACCUGUUAGGUAGCUGACUGGUUUAUCACGGGAUAAGUUUAAUAGACUCGGUUCUGAGUGUGGUUUCAGUAUGAGAUAAGACACGAGACAGCUAGGACUCGUUAGCAAAAACAAUAACGAGAUAUCGACUAACUGUUUAACCAAAUACGUGUAUCUUCCUUCAGCUGACUAAAGACAAGUGUUCUUUCCAUCCUCGCAAAUAAACCAUGACAGCCAUGCGUGUUGAUGCCAAGGUGGUCAUGCUGGGGAAGGAGAGUGUGGGUAAAACCAGCCUGGUGGAGAGAUACGUUCACCAUCGCUUCCUCGUUGGACCGUAUCAAAAUACCAUCGGAGCUGCGUUUGUCGCCAAGUCCAUUAACAUCGGAGACAAAGUGAUCACUCUGGGAAUAUGGGACACGGCCGGAUCUGAGCGCUACGAGGCCAUGAGUCGAAUUUACUACAGAGGAGCCCGAGCUGCUAUCGUGUGUUACGACUUAACAGACGACAGCAGCUUCCAGAGAGCCAGAUUCUGGGUAAAGGAGUUACAGACAUUCGAAGAGCACUGUAAGAUCUACUUGUGCGGGACCAAGUACGAUCUGGUCGAAGGCGACCGAAACGCGCGGCAAGUCGACUACCACGACGUGCAGGACUUCGUGGAAGAAAUAGGAGCACAGCAUUUUGAGACGUCGAGCAAAACAGGAAACAACGUCGAUUCACUCUUCAUGAAAGUAGCAGAGGAUUUCAGUAACUCGGCUUUUGAGCUCCUGUCAGAGGAGACAGGUGUGAACCUGGGCCAGAAGAAGAACUCGUAUAUCUACAGCUGCUGCCAUCACUGACUGAACACGAGGACGCCGCCGCGUAACGUCGUGCCGCCUCGUCGUCUCCUGCCUUUUUAUUUA